GCAAAGGGCCGCUGCGCUUUGGCCCCGUGCCACGGACUUUAUUUCAUGCUUGCUGCACUAAAUGAGUUAACAGCCAAAGGGUUUUUCAUUAACUCGACUUGGCAACCGUGUAUUUCGUUGGCUUCUCCCCCCCACCCAAAGAAAAAAAAAAAAAAAAAAAAAAAAAAAAAGAGAAACGUGUAAUUUUAGGCAAAAGCUGAAUGGCAUAAUAUGAGUUGAUUUGAGAGGGGGAGUUUUUCUCAAGAUGUGUCAGAUUUCCCUUGUGUCCUCUUCCCUGUGCAUGAUGUGUGGGUGAUCCAUGCCAUCUUUUUGCAGAGCACAGGGAGGGAAAUUGUCACUUUGGACUCUCCUGAGCACCUGAAAGGAGAAACGUUACCCUGAGAAUGAAGCAGUAAAAACACUUCUCUGCAGAACCGUAUGAUUGAAAACGCGGUCCAGCCCUCCUCUGCUGCCAGACAUGCUUUCGGGCUCCUGCCCCGCUUACCCGUUGUUGCAGUAAUACAGAUGGAUCGUAGCAGAGCGGCAGAAAUGGAGUUACGGAGGUCCUCCAGCCCUGGCAAGCUCAGCAAGAACGACAUGGAUGCUGACAAGACCAUGUGCCACAGCUGUUGCAUCUGCGGUAAAAGUUUCCCUUUUCAGAGCUCCCUGUCGCAGCACAUGAGGAAGCACACGGGUGAGAAGCCCUACAAAUGCCCUUACUGCGAUCAUAGAGCUUCCCAAAAGGGCAACCUGAAGAUUCACAUCCGUAGUCACAGGACAGGCACUUUAAGUCAGGGACAUGAGGUGGAGAUGGGAGAGGCGCAGCUGGGGGAGAUGGGCGUUUCAGAGGGCCUUGGCGGGUGCACCAGCCCCACUAAAAGUACGUCUGCCUGCAACAAGAUCUUGAAUGGUACUGCUCAGGUCGAUAGCAGCAAGAUCUUGUUGAGAAGCAGCAAGAAGGAGGUCACAGAGACAGCGCCGGUCGAGGAGGAUGGCAAGCUGACCUCUUACCAGUGCACCUUCUGCAAAAACAAAUUUGAAAGGAAGAAGGACCUGGAGCAGCACCUGCACCAGGUCCACAAACCGUUCAAGUGCAGGUUGUGCAGCUAUAUGACCCUGAGGGAGGAGACGCUGUUAAACCACAUAGAGAAGGACCAUAUAACAGCUCAGGUCCCCAAUGGGGAGGCCUACACUGAGAACUGCAAGAGUGAGCUGAGUGCGGGCGAGUUUCCAUGUGAAGUCUGCGGUCAGGCCUUUAGUCAAACCUGGUUCCUGAAAGCUCACAUGAAAAAGCACAGGGGCUCAUUUGAUCACGGGUGCCAUAUUUGUGGCAGGAGAUUCAAAGAGCCCUGGUUUCUCAAAAACCACAUGAAGUCGCACGGCCCCAGGUCUGGGAGCAAAAACAAACCAAAAAAUGAGUUGGAGCUCAUAGCCACUAUCAAUGACGUGAUACAAGAGGAGACAAUUGUGACAGGCCUAUCUCUGUAUGAAGUUUGCACCAAGUGUGGAAAUCUGUUUACAAAUAUGGAAAGCCUGAAAGCGCAUAACGUUGUUCACUACCGGGUGCAGCCGGGCAGCACCAGGGAUAAAGCUGAGGGCUUGGCUGAUGGGAGCCUGAGCUCUUCAGUAACGAAGCAGUUUUUCUUACAGUGUCUCAAUCUACGGCCAUCUGUAGCGCUGGAUAGAGUUACAAGAGGACAGCCUGGGAAAAGAGUAGCCGAGCUGGAUCCGGUCAGUAGCUACCAAGCUUGGCAACUGGCCACCAAAGGAAAAGUAGUGGAGCCCUCGGAGUAUGUGAAGUAUGUGGGAUGGGACGAGGCCCUGGCAGAUGCGGACGUGACUUACGACAAGGAUAAGAGGGAGUAUAUCCUUGUCAACCAGGAGAAGCGCAAGCGAGACCAGGACUCGCCCAGCAACCCCAAGAAGAAGAGCUGCACCAGUGGGCGCCCAGAGAAAACCAGCACUGCCCCACCAGGGGAGAGCUGCCCGCUCGCCCAGGGGGAUCUGGACUACCGCCCUGCCUCACGGCAGAGCCGGCGGGCUGCCCAGAACAAGUCCACCGAGUGCUUUGAGUGUGGGAAGAUCUUCCGCACCUACCACCAAAUGGUGCUGCACUCGCGGGUGCACCGCAAGGAGCGGAGGAGCUGCAGUGAGGGUGGGACGGCUGCCCAGCCUGACCGCUAUGGCUCCAGCAGUGAGGAAGGUGACUUGGGGUCCGUCAGCGGGCCUAGCACCCCCGGCUCCGCAUCCGCCCCAGAGGACUCGGCCACCUCUGGCUUGGGGGAGGAGGGGGCUGAGGAGAGCUCAGAGGAGGGAGCAGCCAACCCCUUGCUAGAUGAAAAGCCAUACCACUGCAACUUUCCUGAAGAAGAAACUCCAAUGAUAACAUCUCAGUUGGAUGAACUCCCAAAGCUGGGAAGCCGCAAUGCCAGAGAAAAUGAGGCCAGGGAAUCUAAACCAGAGAUUCCUGUCCUGAUGUCAGCACUGGAGAGUGUCAUCAAGGAACCCUUUUCAAAAUACCAAGGUUCUGCAGACAUGAAGAUGCCAGGAUUUCAUCACAGCCAAGGGCUUCUUUGCUCCAGUCACAUUGCUAGCUUUGCUUCGGGUGUGGGCCAGACAUCUUCAGACAUGGCCAUGGACUUGAAAACAUCACUUGAAGUGCAGGCUAGUCGUGCUAGAGAAACUUUGCUAGACUUGCACAGGGAACAUCCUCUGAUAGAAAAAGGUGCUGAAGCUCUUGAGUUAGCUCCACUCGAUUUGAGUGAAAAAUCAACAAGGGAUAAUUCAUGCAGUAAAUAUCUGAAUACAUCCUUCCAGGCUGCUUUAAUUGUCUACCCAUGUCCUUUCUGCAGUCACAAGACCUACUACCCCGAAGUCCUGUGGAUGCACAAAAGAAUUUUGCACAAAAUCAGCUGUAACUCGAUGGUACCCCCUUGGGUUCAACAGAACGGAUUCAAGAGUAUUAAAAACAACCUGGUCUUUCUGGCAAGGAGUGGGCGCACUGGCCCCCCUCCUGUUCUCGGUGGUAAGGAAUGCCAGCCUUUGCCCAUUGCCAGAUUUACACGUACUCAAGUGCCAAGUGCAUUGCCAGGUUCCAAAACCAGCUCUCUUUCUGUCGGGAUGACUGCGAAGUCUGGUGGUACACAUCAGUCAAAGGACAGUCAUGCCUUCAGCCACUGUGGUCCACGCUUAUCGGGUCUGGAUGGGUACAGACAGCCCAAGCUAAACCAUUCCCAGGAGCAGUACAGCAUAGCAGCACAACAGAAAAGUAAAUAUGAAGCAAAUUCCAAACUUAUGCAAAUGGGAACCUAUAGUAGAAGCGUAACGCCUACACAGACAGUCAUAUCCAGGCCUAGCACACAGCCCACAAACAGUAAGCAAGUGGAAAAGUACGUGGUGCCCCAAGGAAGUACCGGUUUUACCCCUCCGGGUAAGCACUGUGCGUCCGACUCCAUGAAGGCCAAAUACAACCCACCCCUGCAGUACCAUCCUGUGUGUAAAAGCGAGCAGUACACUAAACACGAAGAGCCACCGGUGCCUCAGAGGGAGUCUCACAUGAAGGCUGGGAAUGAGAUGAGGACAUUGGCAAACUGCACAGCGGUAGCACGAGCAAGUCCGGUACUGCAGCCCCAGCCGAGUACCGUGGGAGUUUCUCCAGCUUUACACUCCAGCAAACAGGAUGUGGGAUCAGAUGUGCAUGAGAAACAUUUGGACAUUUUAAAUAUCUUUAAAACAUACAUUCCAAAGGACCUUGCUUCAUUGUACCAAACCUGUGGUGCCAACAGCCCUGUCCUGGAUCACACAGGGAUGCUCAGGACACAAACACGCCAAGGAGACUGUGUCUGCAGAGAAUGUGGAAAAUGCUUUACCCAACCCAGUCACCUCAGGACUCAUCAGAGGUCCCACACAGUGGUAUUUGAGUCUAAUGGACUCCGAGGUACUGAAGUUCACACCACCUCCGCAGAUGCCCCAAAACAAGGGAGAGACCACGUCAGUGCGGAGGUCACCCACACGCUGCAUCUCCGGAAGGGAACCUAGAGCCUUGGCAGGAGAGCCCCGAGGCCAGCAGCCCCCAGCCCCGAGGGGCAGCGCCGGCAGCCCCCCACGCCGAGCAGAGCAGAGCAGCCCCCCU
Molecule: messenger RNA, 4111 nt
Organism: Empidonax traillii (willow flycatcher)
Lineage: Eukaryota; Metazoa; Chordata; Aves; Passeriformes; Tyrannidae
Gene: ZNF516
Product: zinc finger protein 516
Exons: 6
Coding region: 418-4017 (1199 amino acids)
Biological process (GO): regulation of DNA-templated transcription
Cellular component (GO): nucleus
Molecular function (GO): RNA polymerase II cis-regulatory region sequence-specific DNA binding; DNA-binding transcription factor activity, RNA polymerase II-specific
Source: RefSeq, a predicted model, not a curated record